UCGGUAGUGAUACACGCGGCUCCCUCACUAGUCAAUUCAGGGUUCUCCUAAUCCAGCUACCUAAACAUAUGUGUCAUCUUAACACAAGCGCGGCCUAAAGUUACUUCCAUGGUUUAAUCAUACUUGCGUGGCCUAAGUACAUUCAUACAUCCUGAACACACAGAGACGGCCCCCAGUAACUCUACUUCAGACCGGUGGUGAAGUUUACCUUGGUAUUCAUCGUUGGGCACGACCAGGAUGGCUGAUAUGAACGAAAUGACGACGAGGACACGAGGAGCGAACAGAGCGACCUGUCGGCGUCAGCUACAGAGGCAUCGUCGCUGGUGACGGUGAGGGCUGGCUGCUGUAGCUUCAACCCCGUGAGUCACUCUGGCAAGAAGUGGCACCAGUUGCAGAUGAUGAUGCUUCCCUUCAUACCUAUCGCCGCCCUCAUCGUCCAGAACUGCUGGUUCAUGACUACCGUCGCCGAUCACCAGCGAGAGAUGCAGUUCCUCGCCACACAGGUACACGUGACGGUGGAGCUGGGCGUGUUGUUGACGGCACUGCAACUGGAGCGAGGCGAGGUGGCCUAUUAUGUCUUCUCCAACGGCUCCAAGCUAAGAUUGAAGGGAGAGACCAAGACCCAACACUUAUCGGAGGGCCAGAGGACGAAGGAAGCAUCGAGCGUAACUGCAAGGCGCUCCCAUUCCUCCACACCAACUACCAGCAGGAACAACCUUCAAGACACCUUCCGCCGCACUGACCAGAUCCUCGAGCGGGUGUCCUCCUGGCCUAACUUCAGCAACUACACCAAAAGUGAUGUACUCCUCGGCUCCAAGCUUAGGUUCCAGAUUAAGCUUGAUGAUUUAAGGCAGGGAAUGAACUACCAAGGAGACACAGUGGCGGAGAAGAUGGACUGGUACAGCUACAUUACCUACUUCAUCAUGGAGGCCAUCGUCUCCAACAUCAAGGACGCCAACAUCUCCAGCGUGUGGAAGCUGCUGGUGGCUUACAAGGACAUGAUACGAUCGGUGGAGUAUUUCGGUAUUGUUAUGGUGGAGGGCUUAAACUUCUUCGGGAAAGGUAGUCUUAGCCAUCCCAGAUUCGUCAACUAUAUCACCUACGAUAUACUGGCGUGGAAGUCCCUCAACCAGACCAAGGACUUCGUGCAGGUCAUCCGCGAGAAGGUGGAGGACUUUGACAUCAAGUAUGAGGAAUUCAAGAACAUAACUGAAUGGCGUAACCUCAUCAUCAAUAACGAUGCUCAGUUAGAGAACCUGAAUGUGGCCGACGACUACUACUACGUGAUGGUGCGCUUCACUGAUGAGCUGCGUGACUUACAGUGGCUCCUCCUGGACAUGAUCAGGUCGUACAUGAACUCAGAGACGCGGAGGGUGGACACUCAGGUGACAGUAUCCAUCGUCAUCCUGGUCGUGGUGGUCAUCAUAUCUCCUAUCAUCAUCUUCCUAGUCCGCCACGCUACCUACACCCUCCAGGUGUUCGCGGCCACCCUGACGGCGAAGGGGGUGGAGCUACGCCGGGAGAAGCGUCGAUGUGAUCGUCUCAUUUACCAGAUGUUGCCUCAAGCUGUCGCCAUCCAGCUCAAGAAGAAGAAGUCGGUACCAGCUGAGAGCUACAAGGCGGUGUCUGUUUACUUUAGCGACAUCGUGGGCUUCACCACACUCUGCUCCGACUCGGAACCAAUCCAGGUGGUGUCGUUGCUCAAUAAACUGUACAACAUGUUCGACUCGCGCAUUGAGAACUUCGAUGUUUACAAAGUGGAGACGAUUGGUGAUGCUUACAUGGUGGUGUCCGGCCUUCCCCACCCCAAUGGGCUGCGUCACGCGUCAGAGCUGUGUAACAUGGCGCUGGACUUGAUAGAGGGCGCCAAGAGCUUCGAGAUCCCACACAGGCCCGACAAGUCCCUCUUAAUCCGUGCUGGCAUCAACUCUGGUCCCUGUGUGGCUGGUAGGUUAACAGUGUCACAAGUACACUGCCUUCACUACCCUGCCACGCCUGCCACAAAUACGCUGUCUUCCCUGCCACCAGUACCAUACCUUCCCUACCAGACUACCACUAGUUCCCUGCUUUCAGUACCCUGUCACGCCUGCCUUAAGUACACUUGUCUCCCCUACCACCAGUACCCUGCCUACCCUGCCACCAGUACCAACACUUCCUAUAUAGGUGUGGUGGGCACCAAGAUGCCGAGGUACUGCCUCUUUGGUGACACUGUCAACGUCGCCAGCAGAAUGGAGAGUACUGGAGAAGCCAUGAAGGUACACGUUUCCCAGUCCACCAAGGAGAUACUUGACCAGCUGGGCGGCUACACUUGUGAGUUCCGAGGUUACCAGGAGGUCAAGGGUAAGGGAUCCAUGCCCACCUUCUGGCUGACGGCGGGGCCCUCAAACACAAGCAAAGGCAUCAAGAUCCCCAUUGGUAACCACUGACGCACUCACUCCAGCACCAGCCUGUUCACCUCCUACCUCACCUCGCCUGUCCAGUCAUCACUGUUCACAGCUGCAGCCGUCAGCAGUGUUCACAGCUAUUCCAGUCAACUUACUCGACAAUUAUCAAAUCUGCAGUUACCAAAGCUAUUUUAGUCAGCAAUGUGCCUAGCAGUUUAUUAAUGUCCACAAAUGUUAUAGUCAAGUGUCCACAAGUGUUCCAGUCACAUUUGUCCACUAGUGUUCCAGUCAAGUGUCCACAAGUGUUCCAGUCAAGUAUCCAUAAAAGUUUCGGUCAGAAAUGUUGACCAGUAUAUACCGUCCUCUGUCGUGGGCCGCCCGGCAGAAAUGUCAUAUUCUUUUCUAGCUGAUCAAGUGUUCAUGUGUCAGUGCAAGAGUACAGUAGCAUAAGUAACCCACACAGUCGCUUGUAGACAUAUUUUUAUCGGCGAGUUUGUUUAGCAUACGAUUUAAGCUGUUUACCAAAGGAAUUAUUUAUAUCUCCGUAAAUAUUAACUUUUUUGAUAGGUUGUGAAUGGCCGGUGUGACAGAUUUUCCCAGAUGAUUGUUCCCUCACCACAGCUCCUUCCUGGGCCAGUCUUCACAAGUAUCACAUACGGUGUUUUGUUUCGUUUGUCUUUAAUGAAUAAUCAACGACUGGGAUGAAGAGGUAGCUGAAGAACAACACCACUGUGUUUACUCUGAUUUAACUUCGGUUUUUAGUUAAGUAGUAUUAAGAGUAGACAGUUUUAACGUGAUGUGUCAGUGAGAGAUAAUAACAAGAGCCAAAACUCCCACCGCAUAUCAGGAUUCUGUGCCAAGUAGUUUAUAGAAGUUUUAGCAUUAAAUGACACUUUAUUAGAGUCGAGAGUGUUUAUAAGUCACAGGCGGCCCUCUCUUAUACUCAAAUAUUUCCCGUACACACGUGAGGGUCAGGGUGAGGAGACCAAUUAUAGCCGACUCCCCGAGAUGAUAUUUUUGUCCGUCACUGUCUGUCUUGUUUUGAUGACAGGGAAGUAGGACUCACUGAUUUAGUCUGAUGGGGAGAGAACUUUGACGAACAUAACAAGUUUGUCCCUCCUAAAAAAUAGAGAAGGAAAUUGAUACAAUGAGUUUGUCCUCAUUAGCACAUAAUGUAAGGUAGACAUAGAUACUUAUGUAAAAGAAUUUAUCAACGAUAGUUUAUACAUUGGCACACGUGCAGGAAGCAUACUUAGGGAUAACUACUAGUGUGUGUGUGUGUGUGUGUGUGUGUGUAAUAAUAAUAAUAAUAAUAAACGGUUUAUUGAAAAAGUUU
This is a messenger RNA of Homarus americanus (American lobster), 3720 nucleotides long. RefSeq lists its product as uncharacterized. The transcript is spliced from 16 exons. Gene Ontology annotation, biological process: cGMP biosynthetic process; intracellular signal transduction; receptor guanylyl cyclase signaling pathway. Lineage: Eukaryota; Metazoa; Arthropoda; Malacostraca; Decapoda; Nephropidae. The record is from RefSeq and is a predicted model, not a curated record. Gene Ontology annotation, molecular function: guanylate cyclase activity; peptide receptor activity. Bases 396 to 2426 code for a protein of 676 amino acids.